AUGGACACCGUUCAUGAUGUUGUUGAAUCUCCGAUUGCAGACGAAGCGAAGCUGUCAGAGAUCAUAGACAUGACAGACAUGGAUGCGGCCACGACCAUCGAAUCCUCCCCAUUGCCAGCCAGACCCAGACACACGAGAACACGCACCAAUGAAGAGAUCUAUGAGGCUGCUCCAGAGCCAAAUUCAAGUACUUUGGCGUCAAAAUUCCACGAAUCCGCCGACAAAACCAAAAGACCCCCUCCGUCCACAACAAAUGAUGCGUUUGCGAAAGAAAUCCGCGACCAUCAGAAGAAGCUAGACUUCGAAUUCCAGGAAUUUGAGCGAUCCUUGGACGAGAGAGAUACUACCAUCGACUUGGAUCCUUUGGAUUGGACGGACUUGGAAAAUCGUUACAACCAGGAGAUUCAACCUCAUAUUGCUGCUGAACAAGAGAUCCUGAAUGAGCUUGGUGCCCGCUUCGAGCAAUUUAUGCUCUACAUGCAAGUUUCAAACGAAUACGAAGCUGAAAGAGCUAUCAAGAGGCUGCGAACCAGAAUUGCCCUGGUCCAGAAUUCUGAAGCAUCAUUGGCACAGAAACAAGCACACCAUGCAAGAGUCCUUGAAGCAUUCCAAAAUGCAAUGGCACUGCUUGGAAACCUUUAG
This is a messenger RNA of Rhinocladiella mackenziei CBS 650.93, 642 nucleotides long. RefSeq lists its product as uncharacterized. The record is from RefSeq and is a predicted model, not a curated record. The coding region runs from base 1 to 642 and encodes 213 amino acids. Lineage: Eukaryota; Fungi; Ascomycota; Eurotiomycetes; Chaetothyriales; Herpotrichiellaceae. The transcript has 4 exons.